AUGGCAAGACAAUCCAACCCCAUAACAGCAUCGCAAUUCCUCAACGCCUUCCACCGAACAUGGUUCGAUUCGCGACACACAGCAUGUCGGAGUCGGAGUCGGAGGCUUCCGAGGAGAUUAGGACUGGCGAUUAGCGGAGGUGCUGAUUCUAUGGCCCUUGCGUAUCUAUGCAGACAGUGGGAGAUGGGGCUUAAUCAGCCCGAUAGUACUGUCAUGGCUUUCGUGGUUGACCAUCGUGCUAGAGAAGAGAGUUCGAGGGAGGCAAGGACUGUUGUGGGUUGGUUGGCAGACCUGGCGAACACACAAGAGACUCAUAAAAGAGCAGGGUUAAAAUCCCACAUCCUCCCCCUCACCUGGCCCCAGGGAGGCUCACCAUCAGAAGUCUCCGCAUUCGAGACUCACGCCCGCCGUCUCCGCUUCCAGGCUCUUGGCCAAGCCUGUCGAGACAAUGGUAUUGAGACGCUCCUUAUGGGCCACCAUCAGGACGAUAAUGUCGAGACCACCCUGUGGAGACUGUGUACUGGAGCUCGGGGUGCUGGGCUCGCGGGUAUUCCGCCUGUUACGGGGAUUCCGGAGUGUCAUGGUCUUUAUGGGAUGUCUGGGAGUGGGUUGGAGAUGGGUCUCACCAGUCGACCUGGGGGUUUGGAUCUAGAUUCAUACUCCGGGUCAAAUUUAGAGUCAGAUCCAUCCCCCAGAAACGUCACAAUCUCCACAGGCGGCAUCUCCAUCUGCCGUCCUCUCCUGACCUUCCCAAAAUCCAACCUCGUCGCCACUUGCGAAGCAAACGGCGUCCCCUUCGUCACGGACAAAACAAACUUCGACCCGACUCUCACUCCCCGAAACGCUAUUCGCAGUCUUCUUGCUGAGAACCGGCUUCCGCGCGCGUUACAACCGCCUUCUAUUCUCUCCUUGAUCAAAGCGAGUCAGGACUUGCUUCGUGAUUCGACCCGUUUGUCUAAUAGGCUGCUGCGAGAGUGCAGGAUUCUGGAGUUGAAUCUUAGUGCUGGGACGAUGACUGUCAAGUUUCCAUCGGAAACAGUCAUAGACGAACAUGUCCAUUCUCAAGAUGAACGGGACCCAACCCAGCGCAUUCGCCAGAUCCAAGCCCUCUCCCUCCGCCGCAUCACUGAGAUCCUAUCUCCCUUCCCGGAAAAUCAUUUUUCUCUACGGGGGUUCGAGAAGUUCAUUGACCGUGUGUUUCUUUCUACUUCUCAAACACAGAAGGAUAAGCAGAAGCAGGCCUUUACCUUGGGGGGUGUUUUAUUCAAACCUCUUCUUCGGAAGGGGAAUAGGGAGUGGGAUAAUACAUGGCUUGUGUCCCGUCAGCCUUUUAUGAGGCAUCGUCUUCCUACCCUUCCCUUUGACAUUUCUAUCCCUUCUCCUCCUGCCUCUUCCUCUUCGCCAGACCAACAAAAAAAGCAAAGCCAGAACCAAAACCAAGAAUCAAACUAUACCCCCUGGCAACUAUGGGAUAACAGAUACUGGUUCCGGUUUGCGUUGGUUCCUGAGCACAUUAUACCCAUUUCGCAGCUGGACUCUACACACUCAUCUACACCACUGUCUUCUCCACCAUCACAAACAGGCACAAAAGCAUCAUCUUCUCCUCCUCCGUCAUCAAAUACAAAACCACCACAACGCCCAACAACAGAAAACCCAAACUCUGUAUCCCUCACCCUCCGACCUCUCCAACAAUCUGAUUUGGAGUAUCUGCGAAAAUCCACCCUUACGUCUCCUUCUCCUUCUCCUUCUACUUCCACUUCCACCUCAUCGCCUACCUCUCCUACAUCACCUCCCAAAACCACCUCCACACCCCCAAACCAACCCCCAACAAAGACACCAACAAAGACACCACCAACAACCACCCCCACAGAUCAAUCCUCAACAUCCUCUCCCGCAACGCCCCUGCUCAAACACGAUUCACGCUUCCUGUUUUAA
Messenger RNA from Aspergillus campestris IBT 28561, 1935 nucleotides. Its product is annotated as tRNA lysidine(34) synthetase. Lineage: Eukaryota; Fungi; Ascomycota; Eurotiomycetes; Eurotiales; Aspergillaceae. The record is from RefSeq and is a predicted model, not a curated record. The coding region runs from base 1 to 1935 and encodes 644 amino acids. Gene Ontology annotation, biological process: tRNA processing. The transcript is spliced from 3 exons. Gene Ontology annotation, molecular function: ATP binding; ligase activity, forming carbon-nitrogen bonds.